GAGAGGUAACAAGUUGAGAGGUCGUCUCAGCUAGCAUCACGGAUAGGUGGCUGUACAUUUGCCACAUUCUUAGGAAGUAAAUUAAUGCGGAAAAAAACGUCUUGGCUCCGCGGUUGGAUCACGAAAAACAACGAAACUCCCUCAACAGACGACCGCUCUUUGCUUACGCUGCUGUUCGUUAGUUUUGCUAGUUAGCCGAUGUUAGCAAGCUGCUAGCUGGCUUGCUAAGUUACGAUGUCGCAACCAAGAGUUUGGACUUACUGCGGCUAACAUUACUAGUACACGUGAAACAAACUUUGAUUUAGGAGGGAACAAGACGCAAGAUGGCUGUGUCGGUGCGGGGCCUCUAUUUUGUGGUGACCCUGUUUUUGGGUAGUUUCUUUGGAAGCGUCUUUAUGCUGGGUCCAGUUUUGCCCCUCAUGCUGUUGUCUCCUGCCUGGUACCGCUGGAUAACUGAUCGAAUCGUUGCUACCUGGCUCACCCUGCCUGUGUCUUUGCUGGAGCUGGUGUUUGGGGUGAAGGUGGUGAUAACAGGUGAUGGCUUCAUCCCGGGGGAGCGAAGUGUGAUCAUCAUGAAUCACCGCACCCGUCUGGACUGGAUGUUUCUUUGGUGUUGUCUGCUCAGGUACAGCUACCUUCGUCUGGAAAAGAUCUGCCUCAAGGCUGCGCUCAAGGCUGUACCUGGCUUUGGAUGGGCAAUGCAGGUGGCCUGCUUUGUCUUUAUUCAGCGGCGUUGGGAGGAGGACAAGAAGCACUUGGAGAACAUGCUGGACUACUUUUGUGACAUCAGAGAGCCCCUGCAGCUGCUGCUGUUCCCCGAGGGCACGGACCUCACUGAAAAUACAAGAGCGAAGAGCGAUGCGUUUGCCGCACAGAACAGCCUGCCCAAGUUGGAGUAUGUGCUUCACCCCCGCACCACCGGAUUCACCUUUAUUGUGGACCAACUUCGAAAAGGAGACAACCUGGAUGCCGUCCACGACGUUACAGUGGCAUACCCCAAGAACAUCCCUCAGACAGAACGCCACCUCAUACUGGGCCAUUUCCCACGCGAGAUCCACUUUCACGUCCGCCGCUAUCCAGUGUCCUCACUUCCUUCGUCCUCUGAGCUGGAGUCUUGGUGUCGAGAGCGUUGGGCUGAAAAGGAGAUCCGUCUUCGGGACUUUUACUCGAGCCAGCCCCGGGCUUUUGACCGGGAUGGCGUUGCGCGUGUGCCACCCUGUAAGUCAGAGCUGCGAGUGGCUCUGAUCAAAGCCGCCUCACUGCUGUACUGGAGCAGCUUCAUUGCUCUGUGUUUCACUGGCCUGUGGCUCUGGGCUCCUUUCAGGCUCUACUUCCUUGUCCUGGUUGGAGUGUUUAUGGCCCAGCAGAAGCUAGUUGGAGGGCUAGAGCUGCUGGAGUUGGCUUGCCAUCGAUACUGGAAGUCAGUGGCUGCAGAUGUAGGUGGGAAGAAAAAGGUGCUAGAUAGGAAGUUGCAGUGAGGAUAAAAAGAAGCUAUUUUAACUGGACAAUGACGUGUUUUCACCUAUAUUUAGCAAGGAAACUGAAAACUCUGUCUUGUCUUGACCUGUUCAGUCCAGAGGGCUAGAAGGUCCCUUUUAGGAACCCAAUGCUCCAUGCCUUAGACAGAGAGUAAUAAGUGCACCUCCUGAUGGUAUGCAUGGCUUCAGUGGAGAGAGCUUACCUUUCUGUUGAUGAAGUAAAAGAGGAAUGUUAAGUACAUUUAUCUGUGUUGGGUUCAAGGAAUUCAUCACAUAUGAUGUGUCACUUGCCCUUUGUAUGUCUCUCCUUGUAUAAUCACUGUUCUUUAGCUUGCUGUCAGUGCAUUUUCUCAAUUUUAUGUUGUUGGUGUUUAUUGUGGUUGGUUGUUCAGAACCUCAGUGUGAACAUGUGUCAUGAAACAAUGCUGUUAGUAUUUGUUAUCCUGUUGCCAUGUCUUUGAAACUAGUUUUAUUGUAUGCUAUGUUGCUCUCAGUUUUAUGUCAUUAAUGGAGCAGAGCCAUAGUACAGAGCGUCUGUACAUAUGAUGACUUGACUCUAACCAAUAUUGAAAUCAGCACUGAUUCCUGAUCAGUUAGCAGUUACUAGCAAGGAAAGAAAAGGACCGAUAUAAUUCCCAGAGAAUUAUUAAGGAUUAUACAGGUAUGUAUGUGUACCAUUGUUUACCUUUAUUGGGUAUAAUUACCCAUUUUUAUACAAGUCGUGGAAUCAUUUUUUUCCAGUUACUCCUUAGAGACAGAGUAUGUGAUGUUUAUUACUGUACAAGUCUCUCGUUUGCUAAAGUAGCUUUUGCACAAAAAAGCCAAAGGUGAGAAAAGCAGACACGAUGUUUAAAAGAAAAAAUAAGUAACCAAACAGAAUGUCGUCUCUCUCGUCAGGAAGCAGUAGGUUCACACACUACUGGCAAGGUUGCCUGUAGCUAUGCCGAGGCAACACUUGCAGUAACAUCAAAUCAAAAUCAAAGAUCUUAUCUCAUGUCUGGAUAUCUGUAGAAGCAGAUGAGCUUUGUGCCCAUUCUGGGAAUGAAGAGAUGCCUUGUAGAGGCAGGAUGUGGGUGGUACUGGGGUGGAAGAAUGUGCUGUUGGGACAACAUUACCCCUCAACGUUAAGGGUGGCACAGAGAACCAGACUUGGAGUGGAAAACUGGCCCUGAACUCAACCUAAUCCAAAAAAGCCCUGUAAUGCCCACCUCUGCCUGUGUCCCUCACUAGAGGACUGGCAUUGAUGCGCCUGCUAAACUCAAUUAGCAAAUGACAGCUGAGAAAGCUACUCCAAUUGUGCCAAAAAAGGACAGAAAUUGAAACAAGAUUUGAGCAGUGCUUCAACCGCACUUUCAGCCACUGACUCUCUUUGCCAUUGUUCUCAAUACCACUUAAAAACACAUUAGUUCUUGCAGUGAUGGAACAAUUGUGUCUUAGUCUCUAGGAGUUUCUGUAACACUGCAAUGUGUGAUCUAGCUGACCACUUCAACCCAGUUUUGUGAAACAAAUCUCUCUCUCACAGUCCGUCACACAACAGGAAGUGUCUUUUUUUCCUUUGUUUAUGCGAAUCUAAAGCUCCUGUAUUUUAAGCGUAAAGGGGCUGACUCCAAUCACUGUGAUACAGCUGUGUUAAUGAUUUUAUCAUCAGCAUGUAGUAGUUUACCAAACAUGGUACUAUAUGUGUUUCUUCAGACUAUUUAAAACUCCUGAACCAGCUACAAUCUCCAUGUGUUACUCUUUCACUUGUGUUGUCUUGUGUUGCUCAUUAUACAAUUACUUGCUGAUGCUGGACCUCUUUAAAGUCACUGUCCUCAGGUAAACACAGUGGACACUGUAAUGAGUCAGUCUCUUAAAGAAAAAAUAUAUAUCUAAAUAAAUAUGCUAUAUCAACUCA
Messenger RNA from Amphiprion ocellaris (clown anemonefish), 3372 nucleotides. It is a transcript of the gene lclat1, whose product is annotated as lysocardiolipin acyltransferase 1. The transcript is spliced from 6 exons. Lineage: Eukaryota; Metazoa; Chordata; Actinopteri; Pomacentridae. Gene Ontology annotation, molecular function: acyltransferase activity. The record is from RefSeq and is a predicted model, not a curated record. Gene Ontology annotation, cellular component: endomembrane system. The coding region runs from base 324 to 1478 and encodes 384 amino acids.